ACUACUAGUUCCUCCAUCACUUUAGGUUCUCGCAUCUUCAAACCGGAGAUCCCUCCUAUUUCUGUCCAGUUUUUGAGCUAAGAAGAAAAACACUUCAACAAUGGCGCUGCAGAACAUUGGUGCUUCCAACCGUAACGAUGCCUUCUACAGGUACAAGAUGCCUAAGAUGGUUACCAAGACUGAAGGCAAAGGUAACGGCAUUAAGACCAACAUUAUCAAUAAUGUUGAGAUUGCCAAAGCCUUGGCGAGACCUCCUUCUUAUACCACAAAGUACUUUGGUUGCGAGCUUGGGGCGCAGUCCAAAUUUGACGAGAAGACUGGGACUUCGCUUGUGAAUGGGGCUCACAACACGUCUAAGCUUGCUGGGCUGUUGGAGAAUUUUAUCAAGAAGUAUGUCCAGUGCUAUGGAUGUAGUAACCCUGAGACUGAGAUCAUCAUCACAAAGACGCAGAUGGUGAAUCUCAAGUGUGCUGCUUGCGGGUUUAUCUCUGAGGUUGACAUGAGGGACAAGUUGACUAAUUUCAUUCUUAAGAACCCACCUGAGCAGAAGAAGGUGUCAAAGGACAAGAAAGCAAUGAGAAAAGCUGAGAAGGAGAGGCUUAAAGAAGGCGAGCUAGCUGAUGAGGAGCAGAGAAAGCUGAAGAAGGAAGCUAAGAAGAAAGCAUUGUCUAACGGGAAGGAUGCUUCUUCUAAGACUUCCAAGAACCAUUCUUCUGAUGAGGAUUCAAGCCCGAAGCACGAUGAGAAUGCGCAUGAGGUGGAUGAGGAUGAAGACGAUGAUGAUGGUGUCCAGUGGCAAACUGAUACUUCCCGAGAAGCUGCUGAGAAAAGAAUGAAAGAACAGUUGAGUCCUGCAACUGCUGACAUGGUGAUGCUCUCUUCAAUGGAAGCAGAAGAGAAAAAGGCUCCCAAAAGCAAGUCGAACGGGAAUGUUGUGAAAACUGAGAAUCCUCCGCAAGAGAAGAAUCUCGUGCAGGAUAUGAAAGAGUAUCUGAAGAAAGGGUCACCAAUAAGCGAGUUCAAGAGUUUCAUCUCCUCUCUCUCUGAUCCUCCACAAGACAUCAUAGACGCACUCUUCAAUGCUCUCUUUGACGGCGUGGGCAAAGGAUUCUCCAAAGAAGUGAUGAAGAAGAAGAAUUACUUAGCGGCUGCUGCAACAACGCAAGAGGAUGGAUCACAGAUGCAUCUGCUCAAUUCGAUCCGGACAUUCUGUGGAAAGAAUGGAAACGAAGAAGCGUUGAAAGAGGUGGCUUUGGUUCUUAAAGCAUUGUACGACCAAGACAUCAUUGAGGAAGAGGUUGUGUUGGAUUGGUACGAAAAGGGUCUCACCGGAGUUGACAAAAGCUCCCCGGUUUGGAAGAAUGUUAAGCCUUUUGCUGAGUGGCUCCAGAGCGCUGAGUCUGAGUCCGAAGAGGAAGAUUGAGACAUUUUUUCUUUCCUCUUUACUGUUUUUUCACUUUUUUUGCGGGAUUUCUUAUAAUCUAUUCGUCAGUUUUCAGAACUCUUAAAUCUUUUUGCAGUGUUCUUAUAAAGAAACAUAUAAUCUAUUAAAUUUGAAAAAAUGCU
Messenger RNA from Arabidopsis arenosa, 1566 nucleotides. Lineage: Eukaryota; Viridiplantae; Streptophyta; Magnoliopsida; Brassicales; Brassicaceae. The record is from the annotation of a GenBank genome assembly.